Messenger RNA from Quercus lobata, 1994 nucleotides. RefSeq names its product myb-like protein V. NCBI's taxonomy places the organism in Eukaryota, Viridiplantae, Streptophyta, Magnoliopsida, Fagales, Fagaceae. The transcript has a single exon. The record is from RefSeq and is a predicted model, not a curated record. Bases 565 to 1665 code for a protein of 366 amino acids.
UAAAAAUAAGACAUUAAAUACUACAAUUGGUGAGGCAUACAUUGGAACACAAUAGGUGUUCCACUUGGUGAGGCAUAAAGUGGAAUGCUCGUGGGUAGGAAUUUUGUUGUUUCCACCCAUUUACUUGCUCUAGUGUUUUUUUCCCCAUUGAAGUUGCUCUAGUAUUAGCUUCAAUGGGCAGAGGACCAUUAUGUGUAGAGGUCUGAAGACUCAACUACAAAUACAAAAACAUAUACUUGUCACUCUAUGCAACUGCCUAUUAUACGGCAGCGUUUACUACACACAUUACCAGUCAUCCUUAUACUAUUCUAUCUAUGGUAACAGUUUGAUGCCAAAUGAAAUUUUUGGCCGAAGGCCAGUACCCCAAAAAAAUGACCUUGUUUUACCAUUGGCUUAUUUGGUUAACUCAAACCGACUUUGGUUUGGCACCAUUUUUUACAGUUACAACUAUACCUCCCUCUCUUUAACGAACUUAUAAAUGAAUGCCUCUCAACUGUAAAUCGUAAGGCUUAUAUAUAUAAUCUAUUUCCCUCACCUCCCCCUAUCUCUCUUUCUGACUGAAAAAUGUCUGAACAAAGUGAAAGAUCUCCAAUCCAACUCCAAGACAUGACCCUGGAUAAAGAAGCAGGACAAAAACUAGAAGUUCAGAAACUCCAAGAACUCCCUCAACAACAACAGAGAGAAGAUGAUCAUGAAGAAGAAGAAGAAGAACAUACUUCUACUUCUCUCAAAGCAUCCCAUGCAAUUACAGAACAGACUAGAGAAGAGCAGCCCAGAGAACAAGAAGAGAAAAAAGAAGAUGACGAAGACAAAGAAGUGGGCAAUAUCACUGUUUCACCACCUUCAGAGACACCAUUUAAACAAAGUGAAAGAUUUCCAAUCCAAGAACUCCCUCAACAACAACAGACAGAAGAAGAUACUGCUACUUCUCUUAAUGUAUCCCAUGCAGGAGAACAGACCAUAGAAGAACAGCCCAAAGAACCAGAACAAGGACAGGAAGAAGGAAAAGAACAAGAAGCUCAGAACCUCCAAGAACUCCCUCAACAACAACAGAGAGAAGAAGAAGAAGAUACUGCUACUUCUCACUACAACGCAUCCAAUGCAAGAGAGCAAGAACAAGGACAGGAAGAUGUGGACAUUUCCUCUACUACUUUACCUCUGAUGAUGAAGAUGAAGAUGAACAAGUGGAGAUCAUCUCCAGUGACACCAGCUAAACGUCCUGCCCAGAAAUCUGAUCUUAAAGACGAAGACUGUCAGGGAAUAAAGAAAAAGACUAGGACAAAGGUCACAUGCGAUAAGCCUCCAACAACAUUUCUUGAGUGUGUGCUAACAGAUGUUGAUUACGAGAUUGGAUUCUUGAAUUGCAUUAUUGAAUACUACCAUAAUAAUGCACGAUACCCAUACUAUGAUUACAUAGCUGUAGAUGAUUUCAUCAAAAAUUGGCUUGAAGUCGAUGCUACGCAACGGCAAUUGAUUGAUGUAAUAUUGAAGCUGAGAAAGAAAUACAAGGAGACUUUGGCCAAGAUGGGUGUGGCUAAGAAAUUCUCUGAUCCUCUUCAUCAGAGGGCAUUCAAUUUGGCGCAAAGGAUAUGGACUAAUUCUGGAUUCAAAGAAGAUUGGAAGAAUCUGAAGAAAUCACGGUUUAUUGCAUCACCUUUUCCAUAAGGAGCUGGAGGAUAAUUGCACCCUUGAUGUAUAUGCAGUUAAGUCAUUGUCAAUUCAUCAUCUUUACCAAGUUGAUGAUAAUUCAAGGGUGUUUAGUAUUCUUUCCUAUUCUAUAAACUGAUUGAGGAGAUUUUGGUUACCAUUUCAUACAUUGCUUCUUUAGUAUGGCAGAAAUGCACAUUGUUGCAGCUAGAUUCAGCUGUGAAAAUAAAAUCAUAUGCUCUAGAGUUUCUUGUCCUCAUCUUGUACAUGUUCUUUCCUUAUGAUAUUGUCGAGAUAGCAUAAGUUUUUGAUAUCUGUGUCCUGUGUAGUUAAAAAGAGUGAGUUUA